Molecule: messenger RNA, 1188 nt
Organism: Aspergillus oryzae RIB40
Lineage: Eukaryota; Fungi; Ascomycota; Eurotiomycetes; Eurotiales; Aspergillaceae
Exons: 1
Coding region: 1-1188 (395 amino acids)
Biological process (GO): alkaloid metabolic process
Molecular function (GO): transferase activity, transferring alkyl or aryl (other than methyl) groups
Source: RefSeq, a predicted model, not a curated record
AUGACUACCUAUACGCUGUCGAAAGGCAGUGACAGGCCACAAACAUCGGGUGAUACUGAUGGACCACAACCAUAUGAUGUUCUCAGCAAAUAUCUGAGAUUUCCAGAUUUUGACCAGGAUCAAUGGUGGCAGAACACAGCACCGAUGCUAGGGAAGCUCCUAUCACAGUGCAAAUACAAUGUUCACCAGCAGUAUCAACACUUGUGUCUCUAUGGUCUACACGUCAUACCUUUUCUUGGACCAUGGCCUGAUAUUCAACGCAGUAAGCUCUACAAAAGUGUCCUCAGCGGACUAGGGUCACUGGAAUUCAGUCAAAACUUUACAAAGACCGGAAAGACUGUACGAAUGGGCUUCGAGCCGACAACAUUCAUUGCUAGUACCAGUCGCGAUGUAUGCAACAGACAUUGUCUCGGCAAGGUCCUGAACCGCUUCAAGCAGCUGGAUAUUAAACUGGACUUGCAACUAUAUCACCAGCUAGUGAAUGAGGUAUCAUUGACUGAUCAAGAAGAAAAUACACUUCUAGAGCGAGCAAUAUUGGAUGAUGAGCCGGCCAAGUCACAGAGCCUUCUAGCACUAGAUUUCAACAAGGAUGACGUGACGGUCAAGUUAUACUUAUACCCUCAACUGAAAUCGUUGGCCACCGGCAUUCCUCGCACGCAGUUGAUGUUCAGCGCGGUGCGGAACGUGGAUAAAACGCGUGCUUUCAGUGAAUCCAUGAACAUGAUCGAGGAGUACUUCACCUCAGUCCGGGCCAAUGCCGCCCCAUACUGGAUAUCCUGCGACCUCGUCGAGCCUAACAAAACUCGAUUCAAAAUUUACAUCGCGCUGUUCCAAGUCAACUUUGAGAAUGCCGUAAGCAUGUGGACUCUCGGCAACCGGAUAACAGAUCCUGAGACGAUGAGAGGACUUGCCAUGGUCCGCGAUCUAUGGAAUUCUUUCGAUAUUCAGGAUGGCCUGCGUGAACAGAAGAACCGACCUGGAAACCCAGGUGAUCCAUCCAAUAUUGUUCCAAUGUUGUUCAACCUGGAGAUACUUCCCGGUAAGGCAUAUCCACAACCCAAGAUCUAUUUCCCUACGACUGGAAUGAAUGAUCUGGAUGUCGCAAAGGUCAUGGUCGAAUUCUUUAAACGACAUGGGCUCCACGAGCACGCACAAUCAUACAUUGACAAUUUGGCUUCUUAUGUGUAA